UUGAUUCAGACCGGUUUCCUCACUUAACCCUUUUCCUGUCGUCGUCGUCGCAGCAGCUGAACCCUCGUUACUCUACAGACUAAUAAAUAAAUUAGUUCUACGAGGACGCAGCCUCAUGAGCAGGAUGGACCGGUGGCUCCUUUGUUGGCUGGUCCUGUCUUUGAUGGCUCUAAACACCACCUGUUCAGGAAACAAUCGGAACAGUAGUCCGGAUAAAAAUAAGGAUCAAUACUUAGGUCCAGAUCCAGCUCCCGCUCAUGUUCGAAAUCAAGAUUCGGAAGAGGACAUAAAUCAAGAUUCUGAGGAGGAAGGUAACAAAAAUUCAGGUCGGGAGAGUCAUCAAACUUUAGGUGAUGAUAGUCAGGCUCAAGAAAGGGGUGACGGUCAUCCAAGUCCAGAUUCAGGUGGGCAUAUAAAUCAAGGUUUAGGUAAGAAUCCAAAUCGAGAAUUAAAUCCGUCUCAAGAGCCAGAUUCUGGUCGGGAUGGUCGGGAUGGUCGGGACUGUUCUGACGGUUCAUGUCAGAAUAACAGUCUGGGUUCAGGAAGCAACAAACGUUUCAGUCCAAAUGGGACUAGAGGUCAGGACGAAAUAAAAACAGCGGACCAGUAAAUCGUCAGAAUCGUUGUCAAAGAACAGAGACAGCAGGGAUUAGUGAGGCCAUAACGUGUAUGGAGAAUGUCAACAGCAUUUUGAGAAAUGGAAACCGCCAGGACACCAUCGAAGCCAUGGAGAGCUUGGAACAGGUUCUAGAAGCAACGGAGGUGAACGAGACGUCAUCCAUGUCUCGCGACAAUGUGGUCGUGUUCCUGCACAGACCUAGAGGAUCCUUUGCAGGUCUUCAGAUUUCUGCGAGUAACAGUGAGGCCACAUCAGAUAUGGCCGUCACCAACAGCAGAGUGAAUGUUCGCCUGCCCAGCGAGAUUAAUGUUGGAUUAAACACGGUGGUGUUCUUGAUGCUUACGUUGCCUGGAACAAACAAGACCUCGGAGGUUUUAUAUGAGAACAGACUGGUUGGCCUGAGUGUGAGUGGAAGGAAUAUUUCCGGACUGCAGGACCGAGUCAACAUCACCAUGAAUUCUGCUGCCAUGAAUGAGACCCAAAGGCCCAGCUGUGUGUUCUUAGACUUUUCAACACAGA
Molecule: messenger RNA, 1138 nt
Organism: Labrus bergylta (ballan wrasse)
Lineage: Eukaryota; Metazoa; Chordata; Actinopteri; Labriformes; Labridae
Source: RefSeq, a predicted model, not a curated record